GCUGCCUCGUACAGAGCAGAGGCUGCGGCUGCAGCAGCGCGAGCGGCGCCCUGGUCCCGGCGCGCGCUCGCGGGCAUCACUCAGCGCCCCCCCCCCGCACCGCGUCCGCCGCCUCGACUUUCUCUCUUCCCCCCGCUAGGCUCGGGGCGACGCCCGCGUGGAUGGGAUGGAAGCAGGACCCUCGGGAGCAGCAACCGCUGCAGGCACUUACCUGCCACCCCUGCAGCAGGUAUUUCAAGCUCCUCGCCGGCCCGGGAUAGGAACUGUCGGGAAGCCAAUCAAACUCUUAGCCAACUACUUUGAAGUAGACAUUCCCAAGAUUGACGUCUAUCACUAUGAAGUUGACAUCAAGCCAGACAAGUGCCCUCGCAGAGUCAACAGGGAGGUUGUGGAAUACAUGGUACAACACUUCAAACCUCAAAUCUUUGGAGAUCGGAAGCCGGUGUACGAUGGGAAAAAGAACAUCUAUACGGUCACUGCCCUGCCCAUUGGCAAUGAAAGGGUUGACUUUGAGGUGACAAUUCCAGGGGAAGGCAAAGACAGGAUAUUCAAGGUUUCAAUCAAGUGGAUGGCCAUUGUGAGCUGGCGGAUGCUUCACGAGGCCCUGGUGAGCGGGCAGAUUCCUGUUCCGCUGGAGUCUGUCCAAGCCCUUGAUGUUGCCAUGAGGCACCUGGCCUCCAUGAGGUACACGCCAGUGGGCCGUUCCUUCUUCUCUCCCCCUGAAGGAUACUACCACCCGCUGGGAGGUGGUCGGGAGGUCUGGUUUGGGUUCCACCAGUCUGUCAGGCCCGCUAUGUGGAAGAUGAUGCUGAAUAUUGAUGUAUCAGCGACAGCCUUCUACAAGGCCCAGCCAGUGAUUGAGUUCAUGUGUGAGGUGCUGGACAUCCGGAACAUUGAUGAGCAGCCGAAGCCCCUGACUGAUUCCCAGAGAGUCCGUUUCACCAAGGAGAUCAAAGGUUUGAAAGUGGAGGUGACUCACUGUGGGCAGAUGAAGAGGAAAUACCGUGUGUGUAAUGUUACUCGGAGGCCGGCUAGCCACCAAACGUUCCCUCUCCAGUUGGAGAGCGGUCAGACGGUGGAGUGCACAGUAGCGCAGUACUUCAAGCAGAAAUACAACCUCCAGCUCAAGUACCCCCACUUGCCGUGUCUUCAAGUCGGCCAAGAGCAGAAGCACACAUAUCUACCUCUGGAGGUAUGUAACAUUGUGGCUGGCCAGCGGUGCAUUAAGAAACUAACGGACAAUCAGACCUCCACCAUGAUCAAAGCAACAGCGAGGUCUGCCCCGGAUAGGCAAGAGGAGAUUAGCCGGCUGAUGAAGAACGCCAGUUAUAACCUGGACCCAUACAUACAGGAGUUUGGCAUAAAGGUGAAGGAUGACAUGACUGAAGUGACUGGGCGUGUCCUGCCAGCCCCAAUUUUACAGUAUGGAGGACGGAACCGUGCCAUCGCCACACCCAACCAGGGGGUAUGGGACAUGAGGGGGAAGCAGUUCUACAAUGGCAUUGAGAUCAAAGUCUGGGCCAUAGCUUGUUUCGCCCCCCAGAAGCAAUGCAGGGAAGAAGUUCUGAAGAACUUUACAGACCAGCUGCGCAAGAUCUCCAAGGAUGCAGGGAUGCCAAUCCAGGGCCAGCCGUGUUUCUGCAAAUAUGCACAAGGUGCAGACAGUGUGGAGCCCAUGUUCCGUCACCUUAAGAACACCUAUUCGGGGCUCCAGCUUAUCAUAGUCAUCCUACCAGGGAAGACGCCGGUGUAUGCGGAGGUAAAGCGUGUGGGGGACACGCUCCUGGGGAUGGCUACCCAGUGCGUGCAGGUCAAGAAUGUUGUGAAGACAUCGCCACAGACUCUUUCCAACCUCUGCCUCAAGAUCAAUGUCAAGCUCGGCGGGAUCAACAACAUCUUGGUGCCUCACCAGCGGUCUGCUGUCUUUCAGCAGCCAGUCAUAUUCCUUGGAGCUGAUGUGACUCAUCCCCCAGCAGGUGAUGGAAAGAAGCCUUCUAUAACAGCUGUAGUGGGCAGUAUGGAUGCCCACCCAAGCCGUUACUGUGCCACCGUGCGGGUUCAGCGGCCCCGGCAGGAGAUCAUAGAGGACCUGUCGUACAUGGUGAGAGAGCUCCUCAUCCAGUUUUACAAGUCCACUCGCUUCAAACCCACCCGCAUAAUCUUCUACCGUGACGGAGUGCCGGAGGGACAGCUCCCACAGAUCCUUCAUUAUGAGCUCCUGGCCAUCCGUGACGCCUGCAUCAAAUUGGAGAAGGACUACCAACCAGGCAUUACUUACAUUGUUGUGCAGAAACGACACCACACUCGCCUCUUCUGUGCAGAUAAGAAUGAGAGGAUCGGUAAAAGUGGGAACAUUCCAGCAGGAACAACGGUGGAUACAAACAUUACUCAUCCGUUUGAGUUUGACUUCUACCUGUGUAGUCACGCUGGCAUUCAGGGUACAAGCAGACCUUCCCAUUAUUACGUUCUUUGGGAUGACAACCGGUUUACAGCGGAUGAGCUUCAGAUUCUCACCUACCAGCUUUGCCACACUUACGUACGCUGCACUCGCUCAGUCUCUAUCCCAGCACCAGCAUACUAUGCCCGCUUGGUGGCAUUUCGGGCGCGAUAUCACCUUGUGGACAAAGAGCAUGACAGCGGAGAAGGCAGUCACAUAUCUGGCCAGAGUAAUGGUCGAGACCCUCAGGCCCUCGCCAAGGCCGUACAAGUUCAUCAGGACACUUUACGUACCAUGUACUUUGCUUGAAAGUAUAACUUUUUUUACCUCACUCCAGAAAGCUUUCAGAUUUGUAGGAGCCAUAAUUUAAAAAGAGGAAGCAUUGGGAGCACCUUGCAGGCAUCCAAUGAGAAAUCACUGCAGGGCGCAGAUGGCGUUGGAGGCAGGAAACCAGCAUCCUCUGGAAUGAAUGCAGGAGAGCCACUUAACCGGAUGAACACACCUUUGUAGUCUUUGUUUUUCAGGCUUUCUAGUUACCUGACCAAACACACUAAGUAUUUAAACCAAGGAAGAGAUCUGACUUCCUGUUAAGAAAAAAACAAAACGGUUUUCAUUAUUGGGACGGGGCGGGGGGGACGGGACGCAAUAUUAGACUUUCUCGACUGUGAAAUAACUGUUUUGGUUCUCCAAUGCCAAAUCAAACGCUGGUAAGAUUUUUGUUUGUUAUUGUUUGGGAUGGGUGGGGGAAAUGGGAUUUGUAGAGCCUUAAAACAGAUGACUAGAUUUAUAAAAACUAAUAUUUUAGGAUACAAGAUGCUUUAAUUGGUGAAGAAGAAAAAAAAGCCAGUAGUUUAUAGAUUAAUUUUAACACUCUUACCCUUCCCUAUGAAGAAAUUUUCUCCCCUUUAUAUAUAAUAAUAAUAAUAAAUAAUAAUAAUAACGUAAGGCACCCCCAGCACUUACCACAAUGCCGAAAAGGAAACUUGUCUUCCGCCUGUUUAAAAGUGGGAUAGCUGCUGCCCUUUUAAUGCAACAGUCACAUACUCAACUGUGGGCGAGUGCCUUACUGCAAUGCUGCAAAAUGUUGAUGUUCGUUCACCUUUCAAAGGAAAAGAAAAGCAAACCAAGGAUACUCUUGUCUCGGUGGUGGUCCAAAAAAAUCUCCAUCUUAAAGGUAUUAGGAGUUCUUUUUUUAACGUUCACAAAGCUUUCAGUUUCAUGUUAGCCUCACAGCCUCACGAUGGGUUAAAAUUCUGUGCACUUUUAACAUGACAUAUGAAUUUGGAGAGCUGCUGAUAAAACAUGUUUUUGUUCUUUUGUUUUUAUUUGAUGUUGAUUUUAUUGUUCCUGAUGUAUUUCUUGAGUGGAUUUUUUUUUUUUAAUUUUUAAUUUAAAAACUACAUUUCUAACAAACGGGGUUUUGCAAGAGGAAGAAUGUUUUUGCCUGCCCCAUGAGCACAAACGAGAAACUCCAUUAUCAAUUGAUGUCCUGACUUUUUUUUAUACGCCGAUGAAAUUUUUUAUUACCAAGUGUUAUUUUUAUACGGUGCCGAGUCUUAUUGCCAAAACUUACUCAAAUCACUUAUAUAUUCUCAGAGUUUACAAUAUUCCCCCAGCAGCCCCCUCAUACUUUGGAGUUUUCCUAUAGCUUAUGUGGUGGGUUGUGUUAUGAGAUUUUUGUUUGCUUUGGCAGCAUGUGUACUAAAAUGCAAGCGAUAGAGGUUAGCGAGAGGCUGGCUGCUUUUCCAUUAAUCGAGCUGCAAUCCACAAAGUCUUUAUUUUUCUUUCCUAAAGUUUCAUUCUAUUUUUCCUUUAUAGUUUUAUAAUAGUUUUAGGUCCAGCAUGUUCUCAAAACUGCCCCGAUGGUUUCUGCUGCUUUAAUUAUUGCCAUCCCCAUGCAAAUAAACAAAACCCCACUUGGCUUUUCCUUUGAUCAGAACAACAACAUGCACUUUGCUAUCUAUGUAGACAUAGUUCGUAUUCACAAGACAAAUCUAUUCUGUCCCGCCGUGAUGAUGAAUUUCAAACUUACUACAAGAAGCUACUUGUGCUUUCAAGGCUGGAGGUUCUCUGGCAUAUUCUGUUACAGACACAUUCUUGCCAUUUAAGUACAAAAGCAGGCAUGUGGUGAGAGAAGGAAAUGUCACCUAUACUCAAGCCUUUUUUAAAAAAGGAAGGUUGAACCUGUGCAGCCAUGCCACUGUAGGCACACCCUGUUAAAGCAUAUGCUUUGCAGAUUGUGAGGCAAUACUGAUUUUACCACUCAAGCUUCAAGUGUCAAGUCAGGUAUCCCAUCCUUUUUAUUUUCACUUCUCCAUCCCCCCUUCUCUCUCCAAAUGCUGUUUUUGGGGCAGAAUGUUAACCCAUCAAAAUGCUAUGCAAAAAAAAAAAAUUGUGCCACAGAAUGGAGCACUGUUGUGUUUUACAUUACUUGGGCAUUAUGGCUCAUAUUCUUUAGCCAGGUCCCAAAUAACUGCUGUAGGAAUGCUCCAACAUUGCUUGUGUGCAGCUGCUGAGAUUUCUGACCUUGAGCAUCAGAUCUCCACUUCAUAUCACAACUGGCUUUUAGCCCUUCCCCAGGUUCCAGAAUGGUUCACCUGCUUCACUUGGGAAGGUGUGUGCCUGCUUACUGGUUUUUGAAGCACAAGUCCAAUGCACUAUUGGCUGCACACAGUGAGUUAUGCAGUUCUUUGGAUCUUUGACUCUUCUCUCUUUCCCCGCUGGUUUCCUUUUCCCUCUCACUCAGCUGCUUUGUAUCCCGCAAGGCUGGGAAUUGCUUUGCUUUGGGCAGCAAAAGCAUCAGUCUGGAAAAGCUGAUCUUCUUAACCAAGUGCCUGCAUGGGUAAACACAUUAUCAUCUUCCAGCAUGAACCUAGAUUAUGAGCCCUGCGUUUUUCAGAAAGAGAUGUUGGGGAGGCCCCCAUCUUACUUGGGCUUGUGAGUGAGAAUGCUUUUAUUUCUAGAAGCAGCUUUUUGAGUUCUUUGCAUCCCCUUCAUGUCCUCUGCGCCGCUGUCUCUGUGCUUGGAGUGGGAUUUGUAGGUUCAGUCACCAGCAUUGCAACUAAAAUAUUUGGUCCAAGAUUCAGAAACGUUUUGAGCAAAAGUGACUUGGGCAUUUGCAGAACUGGGGGGUGGGGUGGGGGAGAUGGAGGGAAUUUGAAAAAUAUUCAGCUUUGUUUUAAAAAAAUUUGCUUUAAAACAAACACAAACCUCCAGGACUUGAAUUGUUGUCAAUGGAUUCUCUUUUUCAGAUUUUUGCACUCCGCCGUUAAGUAGCUGCUUUGAAUGAAUUGGUGUUGGCAUGACCUAAUGAGACAGGCAGCUAGGGCAGGCUUUGCCAACCUGGUGCUCUCCAGUUGUUUUGCACUGCUUUGAGAUGCCUGGGGAGUUAUAGUGCAAAUCAUCUGGAAGGCACAAGGUUGCUGAAGGUUGAGCUAGAGGAAACAUACCGUUUCAAGCGCUUCUGGCCCAUCCUUCACUUCUCCCUUCCACCCACCUGGUGCAUGCGGAAUUUUCACUAAGUGCCGUAAAUGAUGUCAUUGCUGCACCCUCUAUGGAACAAAGUUUCUGGGUUCGGGGUAUUCCCCCCCCUUUAGAUGUUCUGCUUAAUGAGUUAGAUCUCCCUGCAUGUUCUGUGUACUGGAGGCUCCCUGUUCCAUUCCUGCUUAGGUUUGGCAAAGCUGUAUAUUAUGUCCUCUUGAUAGUCCACGAGAGCACAUAGGAGGUGGCAUUCUUUUUUUUGUACCACAGACUGUCCACUUUGGGGGCGUUGCAAGGCUACCAAUAAGAUAUUUGAAUACGCAUUUUGGAGCAUUUAACCUUGCACCUUAAGUCUGUCUCUUGUCGCUAUGUUGCCCUUCUGCAGCUGAAAAUGUUGCCAAAUUCUCACAGGUGUGUGUGCGGUGUGUGUGUGUGUGUGUGUGUGCGCUUGUUUGCGUGAGGGUUGGGGAGGCAGCAUAAUUACGUAGCUAUCCGUUGUUGGCUCUUGUUUUUUAUUUUACCUGCACUGCUGCUAGUUCCAAUUUAAUGCUUAUAUUUGAGCAAAAGACACUGGGUGGAAGAGGAUGAUGAAGAAGGCAAGAACCUGUGCCACGAAAGAUUGCAAGGAGCAGUACAAAAACUGGACUGGGAUUCAAGGUGGCCCUUAGGUUUGUGCCAAGGGGCUUAUAUGAGCCCAGUGGAAUAUUUAACCCCCCCCCCCCGGCCAAUUUUAUAAACUGCAGACCCCAAUGUCAUGUCAAAAGCUACUGUUGACAUUCUUCUCGGUUUCCAAAGCAACUUGCUAUACAGCAUAAAGGGGCUGUUACCUGUGGAGAAAUUAUUCUUAAAUCUCCCUUGGGCUUGUGGAACGAGCUCCACAGUUCUUGGGAACUUUGGCCCACCCAUGUCUAUGGCUGGUGUGGCUAACCUCUGUGGCCCUCUAGGGGGCUCUGGACUCCAGCUUCUAUCAGUCCCAGCCAGCAUGGCCAAUGGGACUUGCAGCCCUCCAGACAUUGCUGAACUACAAGUAAGGGCAUACCAAAAUGAAAUUGAUAGGAUGUAAAAUAGAGGUAUGGUAACAGUCUUUUCAUUUGGUGGAUGCAAACUUUCUGAGUUACACACCACUCUUCAGGCAGAGGAUACACAGUACAGAGGGCAAAGCUGGGUAAAUACGCAGUGACAUCUAGAUAUUGUCUCUAGUGUAAAUCCUUACGUGGAACCAGAGGUUCUCUUUAGUUUGGAAAAUGAGCUGUUCUCAUCUGAAGAAUUCUAUACAACUGUAAAACACAAAAAAAUUCUCUGGCUACCAAACAUUUGUCUGAAAAAAGGAAAGUUGCCGUGCCUGGUUUUUGUAUCAUAAUCCUUUUGGGACCAACAAAGCAGCUUCUGUCUAUAGAAAACUGAUAUUGUAGGAAAGCCUAAAAGCGUCAGCAUUGCAAGGAUUCAACGAAGAAUCCCUUUUUAAUAUAAUGUUCAAAGCAAUUUGGCAGCAAGGUGCAAACUUGUUGUGUUGGUCCUAUCUGGAGAGAAAUGUGAGCAACAUGGCAGAACAGCAAUAAAAAAAGUGAAACCCGUAUCAUGUGUGCACAUGUAAUUUUGCACUUCCAAGAAAUUGUGAAAGUUUUAAACUGAUGGCAACUCUGGUUUGUGUUCAAUUUUUUUUUUUAAAGAAAAACUGUUACAAGGAAGCGUUGAAGUGUAAAUAGAGAAUGUUCACAAAACACGCUAUUGGUUGAGUUUUGUUGUUUGUGUUUUUUUAAUUUGAAACUGAACAUUGUAUGGUCCAUUUAUUAAACAGAUUUGAACAAC
Podarcis muralis (Common wall lizard) is the source of this 7726-nucleotide messenger RNA. Its product is annotated as protein argonaute-1. The record is from RefSeq and is a predicted model, not a curated record. NCBI's taxonomy places the organism in Eukaryota, Metazoa, Chordata, Lepidosauria, Squamata, Lacertidae. Gene Ontology annotation, molecular function: RNA binding; protein binding.